AUGUUGAAAACUUUAGUAAAUAUUGAAGAAAUCGUCAGUUCAGAAGAAAAUGCCCAGAGAUUUCAGAAAAGUCUCGAUUAUAUUUUGGAAAAUGACUUUUGGUUUAAAGAUUAUGUUGAAACUUAUUUAAAAGAUCAUGACUAUAAUACUACAAAAACCUCUCCAGUUAUUGUAUCUUACGUUUCUGGAUACAUUGCAAGAAAAGCUACCAGAUUUACAAAAUGUGAAACUUGCAUUCGACAAUUAAAAAGUAUUGAGCCUCAGUCUAAAGAUCAAUUAAUUACGUUAAUAAGUAAAGGGUUUUUAAUAUACCCAUCUCAUUCUCUAAUUUAUUUAAUAUCAAUGCUGGAAUCGACUAUCUUAGAGGUGUUAUCAAGAAACCCAGUUCAUCAACAAACUCUUUUUGUAAAUCUUAAAUAA
Molecule: messenger RNA, 420 nt
Organism: Psylliodes chrysocephalus
Lineage: Eukaryota; Metazoa; Arthropoda; Insecta; Coleoptera; Chrysomelidae
Source: the annotation of a GenBank genome assembly